Rhopalosiphum maidis (corn leaf aphid) is the source of this 2052-nucleotide messenger RNA. Its product is annotated as zinc finger MYM-type protein 1-like. NCBI's taxonomy places the organism in Eukaryota, Metazoa, Arthropoda, Insecta, Hemiptera, Aphididae. The coding region runs from base 1 to 2052 and encodes 683 amino acids. Gene Ontology annotation, molecular function: protein dimerization activity. The transcript is spliced from 6 exons. The record is from RefSeq and is a predicted model, not a curated record.
AUGAGUGGAAAACGAACAAAAUUAAGUGGCGCUGAAUAUCGCAAAAGAGCUGAGGAAAAAAAGAAAAAAGAAAAAGAAACUAUUUCUCAAACUCUUAACAUUCAAACUUUCUUCAAAAAAAAACCCGAUUCUGAUGAAUUAAUUGAAAACCCAUUGAAACUCGAUUCUGAUGAAUUAGUUGAAAAUUUGAUGAAAACCGAUGACGAAACUUUGAAAUCUGACAUUAAUGUCUCAUGUGAAAUUACUAAUGUUUCAAUUUGUCCAUCACAAGAUCCAGCCUUAUGGGAUAUAAAUUCUGAUAUGGUUGAUUAUUUUAUUCGUAAUCCAGUUGAAUCAAAUCCUAAAAUAAUCAAUUUUGAUAAUACUAUUCGUAAAUGUGGUGAAUUUAAUAGGAAGUUACCAUAUGAUAUUUUCAAAAGGAAACUUUUGAAUGGUGAAAUAAAAGAUAGAGAAUGGUUGCUAUACUCAACAUCAAAAAACGCACUAUUUUGUUUUUACUGCCUUCUUUUUUCUAAUAAAAAAACACAGUUUAGUUCCACCGAUUCAGGAUUUACUGAUUGGAAAAAAUAUUUUGAAAAAGUUGAACAACACGAAAAGAAUUUGACGCAUAACGAAUCUAUUCGCAUAUGGUUCUCUAGACGUAAAAUAACUACCGGUAUUGAUGUUGAGUUAAAAAUUGAACUUGAAAAAAAAGAACUUUAUUGGAGAAAAUUAAUUGCAAAAUUCGAUCCAUUAAUGUCCAAUCACCUUGAUGAGUAUGGUAAUAAAGGCCGUGGAAAUGUCUCAUGUCUGCCCCACACUAUUUGCGAUGAGUUAAUAACACUUACGAACAAAUCUGUACUUCAUAAAAUAGUAAAUGAAAUAACGUCCGCUAAAUAUUUCUCGUUAAUCGUAGAUUCUACUCCCGACAUCACGAAAUUUGAUCAAUUAACGAUUGCUGUUAGAUACGUUAAUUUAGGUAGGACUGCAGUAGAGCGAUUUUUAUGUUUUAUUCCAUCGGUUGGACAUAAAAGUAAAGAAAUGGAAGUCGCAAUAUUAACGAAAUUAUCUGAAUUAAAUAUCGACAUACAGAACUGUCGUGGACAAUCAUACGACAAUGUAAGAAAUAUGUCAGGUAUAUUUAAUGGUCUGCAAGCUCGUAUUAAAGAGAAAUCAAAAAAUGCAAUUUUUAGUCCAUGUUCAGCACACUCAUUAAAUUUAGUUGGUUGUCAUGCUGCUGAUAUAACUAAAGAAGAUGGUCAUCCAGAUAUAGUGUUUAACAUAGAUCAUAAAACUAGUGUAAGACACGAAGCAGAAUCGUUGUACAAAAAAAUUGAAACUCUCGAGUUCUCAUUUAUGAUAGCUCUAUGGACUCCAAUAUUAGAAAGAUUCGACGCUACAAGUAAAAAUUUACAACGUAUUAAUAUUGAUUUAUCUUGUGUUGUAAAAUUGUACGAAUCUCUAGAAAUGUAUGUACAAGAUUUAAGAAAUAGAUUUGAUAAUAUUUUAGCUGAAGCAAAGCAAAUGAUUGGAUAUGAAGUCUUUUCUUACGAAGAAAAAAGAAAUAAACGAAAAAAAUGUUUUCACGAUGAUCUUAAUGUUCAAGAUACAAUAUUUCACGGACAAGAAAAAUUCAAAAAUGAAACAUUUUUACCAAUUUGUGAUACAAUCAUUGUAUGUUUAAAUGAAAGAAAGAUGGCAUAUAUUGAGAUAAAUACUAUGUUUGGUUUUUUUUUAAAUAUAGAGGGAAUUGACAAUGAUAUUUUACGUGAAAAAUCAAAACAAUUAGUAGUUAUUUAUAGUGAAGAUUUAGAACCUGACCUGGAGAAUGAGAUUAUUCAAUUUAAAACAAUACUUUUAAAACUUUUUGUAUCUAUACCAUGCUCAAACGCUAGCGGGGAGAGGUCUUUCUCAGUUUUAAAGAGAGUGAAGAACUACCAGAGAACCUCAUUAUCUAAUGAAAAGAUGUCAUCAUUGGCUCUAAUGUCUAUUGAAAAUAAUUUGCUACAAUGUAUGGAUUGGAAUAGUUUUAUUAAAGAAUUUGCUUCACAAAAAGCUAGAAAAAAGUUUUGA